AUGUUUUGGGGAACUCAAGUCACUCAAGGAUAAUCAUAUAAGCUAACAGCUGAAGAAGCUACAGUGAUCCACGUCUCUAAUGUAGUUCUAGCAGAUGGUGAUAGCAAGGUUUAAGUCUACGCUAAAGUAAAGGGAAAAGAAUUUGUACUUGCUAACCUUGAAAAAAAUAAGUUGGAAUAAGCUUUUUUGGACCUUUACUUUAGAGUUGAUCAAUAGGUUGAGAUUGGAGUUAAAGGAAAGGGUUCAGUUCAUCUUUCAGGCUAUGUAGAACCAGAUGAGGAGGAAUUGAACGAGGAUUUGGAUUUUGAAGAUGAUGAGAGUGAGGAAGUUGAGGAAAAAAAAGUUAAAAAGCCUGAACCCACUAAAUAAGCUGAAUAAGUCAAAUAAUAGCCAAAGGAACAAUAAAAGCCAUAAACUUAAUAAUAAUAAAAACCUUAGACAUAAUAAUAAAAGCCACAACCACAACCACAAAAAGCACAACCAGAAUAAUAAUAAAAGGCUAAGCCUCAAGCUCCUACUUAGAAACCUUAAUAACAAUAGCCCAAAAAGGCAGAGGAAGAUUGGAAUGAUGAUGAAGAUGAUGAUGGAGAAGAUGAAGAACUUAUCGACCAAAGUGAUGUCGAUGAUGAGGAGGUAGACAAUGACUUAGGAGAUGAGGAAGACGAUGACGAAGAAAAUUUAGAUGAUGAAGAUGAUGAAGAUGAACCUUAAUAAAAUAAAAAAUUCCUUAAAGGAAACUAAGGUUAAUAAGUGAAGCCAUAAUAGAAAUAACAACAGAAACCUUAAAACUAAAAACAAUAAUAUAAUAAAUAAUAACAUUAAGGAAACCAAUAAUUUAAAUAAGGUUAGAAGCCUUUCUAAUAAAAUAAGAAAGGACAAGGUCAAUAUAAUCACCAAAACAAAGGAGGAAACUAAAACCAUUAGAACAAUUUCAAGAAAAAUAAUAACUUUAAUAAUAAUAAUAAUAGAAAGAACUUUAACAAAAAGAAUAACAACAGAGGUGGAUUUAAAGGAGGUAGAUAAUGA
Molecule: messenger RNA, 1026 nt
Organism: Paramecium tetraurelia
Lineage: Eukaryota; Ciliophora; Oligohymenophorea; Peniculida; Parameciidae
Exons: 4
Source: RefSeq, a predicted model, not a curated record